GCAAAGGAUGAAAGACGAAAUUGCCGUCACAGUGUUUUUUAUCAUGCGCCUGGUGAAGAGGCACAACAAGCUGAGCAGGCAGCAGGUGGAGAUGUUUGCGUCCAAGCUGAUGACUAUCCUGGUUGAGAAGUACAAGAACCACUGGUAUCCUGACAACCCUUCAAAAGGGCAAGCCUAUAGGUGCAUCCGGAUUAACAGAUUCUCACCAACAGAUCCUUUACUGGUUCAGGCCUGCGCAGAGAGCUAUGUAGAUUUCAACAGCCUUGGUCUUCCAAAGGAGAUGACCAUCUGGGUUGACCCAUUCAAUGUAUCCUGCAGAUACGGGGAGAACAACCCGCCAUUCACAGUAGCUCAGUUUGAAGCAAAUGAAGAGGGCCACACCAUCUCCCAGCGCAUCAGGCAGGCGGUGGAUAAGGCCGCUGAAUCUGGAUCGAACCCUUCUUCUGACGAGGAAAGCUCCGUCUCGGAGCCCAAGAGCAUCCCAACUGUUAGUAACCCCAACAGCGUCUACCAGUGCGGUGAACCCUUCCAAGCUUGGUCCCAAUAUGCUCGCCGGAAAGCCCAGGCCCCCGACGGCAUCAUCCAGAAUCCUGCCAGCUCUUACUACUUUCAGUACAAGGCUUACAGGUCUUGCCGGCCGCUGGGCCCUUUCACUGGCCCACGCGUGGACCGGUACCACUGGGUUAAUGGCAACCGGUAA
Anolis sagrei ordinatus is the source of this 700-nucleotide messenger RNA. RefSeq names its product BTG anti-proliferation factor 4 (gene BTG4). The record is from RefSeq and is a predicted model, not a curated record. Gene Ontology annotation, cellular component: nucleus; cytoplasm. Gene Ontology annotation, biological process: negative regulation of mitotic cell cycle; negative regulation of cell population proliferation. Lineage: Eukaryota; Metazoa; Chordata; Lepidosauria; Squamata; Anolidae.